UCGCCAGUUGCUCGUUGUGUCUUCGCAGUGCAAAGUCGCGGAAAAAGAUUUAAUUUUUAUUUUGUUUACUUUAGAAAAAUGAAACUUUUAAUUGUAAUUUGUGUUCUUAUAUCUGUUGUCCUUGCACAACAAGGAUUCCAAGAUAAUCAAAAUGUGCAAAUCGUGAGAUAUUUCUACGAGAAUCGAGGAUUAGAAGGAUAUAAAUUCACAUACGAGUUGUCUGAUGGACAAAUCAGAUCGGAAGAAGGUGCAUACAAAGACGGUACCGAUGUUGACGGGAACCCUGUGAAGAUUCUCGUCGUUCAAGGAGCUUAUAGUCAUGUAGCCCCAGAUGGUGAAACAUACUGGGUGAACUACCAAUCAGAUGAAAACGGUUACCGACCAAAAACCGGCAAAGGUGUAGGUGGAAUCAAGCCUGGUGAAGAUGCUGGUAUUGAUCCAAACUUACUUAAGUCACUUGUUGGAUAAGCGCCAUAAAUUCGUCUCAUCAUUAGUGCAUUAUAGAUUUAAUUCACCUUUAAAAACAUUUUUUAUAUUGUCAUUCGAAAAGACUCAGCCAAAUAAACAAUAGUAAUGAAAAAAAAGUAUUAAAUACAA
Messenger RNA from Clunio marinus, 597 nucleotides. NCBI's taxonomy places the organism in Eukaryota, Metazoa, Arthropoda, Insecta, Diptera, Chironomidae. The record is from the annotation of a GenBank genome assembly.